CUGAGCUCUGUGCUCGGCUUCACGGAGCGGGACUUCCGGCAUGUGACGUGUCUGCCUGCUGCAGAAGCGGAUGCUGCUGGCUGUCCAGUGUGGCUGUCAGAUGCAGUGGAAACUGCCAAGAGGGGCGAGAUAAGUGUGGAAAUCUUUAGAGAAGAUGUUGCUGUGGCUGCUCGGAGCUGCGCUGCUGGAUGGAGCGGCCGGCUUCUACCUCCCGGGUCUGGCCCCCGUCAGCUUCUGUGAGCCUGGAAAAGACCAGGUUCCAGACUGCAAGUCGACCAUUGAGCUGUUUGUGAACAGGCUGGAUUCAGUGGAGUCUGUUCUGCCUUAUGAAUAUACUGCGUUUGACUUCUGCUCGGAGAAAACGAUGAAACGGCCAUCAGAGAAUCUGGGCCAGGUUCUUUUUGGGGAGAGGAUCGAACCCUCACCGUACAAGUUUGAGUUUAAGAAACCUGCGGUGUGUCAGAAGGUGUGUACCAGAACCUACGACACCAACAACCCACCAGACAAAGCCAAACUGGACUUCCUCAAGAAAGGCAUGUUACUCAACUACCAGCAUCACUGGAUUGUGGAUAACAUGCCAGUCACCUGGUGUUACGAUGUUGAAGAUGGAAAGUUCUGUAAUCCUGGUUUCCCUAUUGGCUGUUACGUCACAGAAGCAGGCCGACCCAAAGAUGCCUGCGUGGUCAAUUCUAACUUUAAUGAAAAGGAUGCUUUUUACAUCUUUAACCAUGUGGACAUCACCAUCCAUUACCACAUCGUUGAGCACGAACAACUUGGAGCACGAUUGGUUGCUGCCAAGAUUGAACCCAAAAGCUAUGAAAACCCUAAUGAUAAUAGCCCUGAUUGUUCUGGAGGGCCAAAGUUCCUGAAAAACAAACACACAGGAGUGUUCAAGAUCCCAUACACUUACUCUGUCAACUUUGUGGAAGACAAAAAUAUUCGCUGGGCGUCUAGAUGGGACUACAUCCUGGAGUCAAUGCCUCACACCAACAUCCAGUGGUUCAGCAUAAUGAACUCGUUGGUGAUUGUGUUGUUCCUGUCUGGAAUGGUAGCCAUGAUCAUGCUGCGGACUCUCCAUAAAGACAUCGCCAGAUACAAUCAGAUGGACUCUGUGGAGGAUGCCCAGGAGGAGUUUGGGUGGAAGUUGGUCCAUGGAGAUGUUUUCCGACCUCCCAGGAAGGGAAUGCUGCUGUCGGUUUUCCUCGGCUCUGGAACCCAGAUCUUCAUUAUGACCUUUGUCACCCUUUUCUUUGCCUGUCUUGGGUUCCUCUCUCCGGCGAACCGUGGGGCCUUGAUGACGUGUGCUGUUGUUCUCUGGGUUCUUCUGGGAACGCCUGCUGGAUAUGUGGCUGCUCGCCUCUACAAAUCUUUUGGAGGGGAGAAGUGGAAGACCAACGUUCUGCUGACAGCCUUCCUCUGUCCUGGGGUGGUAUUUGCAGAUUUCUUUGUGAUGAACUUGAUCCUAUGGGGUGAAGGGUCUUCAGCAUCCAUGCCAUUUGGGACCCUGGUGGCCAUAUUGGCUCUUUGGUUCUGUGUCUCAGUGCCACUUACCUUUAUAGGAGCAUACUUUGGCUUCAAGAAGGCAGGUAUUGAGCACCCAGUGCGGACAAAUCAGAUUCCUCGUCAAAUCCCAGAGCAGUCAUUCUACACAAGGCCUUUCCCUGGUAUCAUCAUGGGAGGAAUUCUGCCUUUUGGAUGUAUAUUUAUUCAGCUGUUCUUCAUACUAAACUCCAUCUGGUCCCACCAGAUGUACUACAUGUUUGGCUUCCUUUUCCUUGUCUUCAUUAUCCUGGUCAUCACCUGCUCUGAGGCCACCGUCCUGCUCUGCUACUUCCACUUAUGUGCUGAGGACUACCAUUGGCAGUGGCGUUCCUUCCUGACCAGCGGCUUCACUGCUGUCUAUUUCCUGGUCUAUGCCAUUCAUUACUUCUUCUCUAAGCUGCAAAUCACUGGACUGGCCAGCACCAUCCUGUACUUUGGAUACACCAUGAUUAUGGUUCUCAUCUUUUUCUUAUUCACUGGUACUAUCGGCUUCUUUGCCUGUUUCUGGUUUGUUACCAAGAUCUACAGUGUGGUCAAAGUUGACUGAAGGAUCCAAACACACAACAGACUAUAUGUGGCUGGACUCGCUGGAGGUUACUUUCUCCCAUCAACCUUUGGAACGUUCAUCACUGUAGAACUGAACUGAACAUUACUACCUGAACAUUCACCUCCUCAUUUCCUUAAGCAGAGGCCUCCGACAGACGAGAGCAUGUGUACACUGGGUUCUAAUUUUGUACAUACAGUAUCUGCAAAUAAUCUGAAUGAAAUUAAUCAUAACUGUACAAGCCUCUUCUGACACAUAGAAAGGUGGUUCAUGAUUUGCUUAUCUCUCGAUUCGAUACUAUUACAACACUUGGGUGUCGAUUCGAUAUGUAUUGCGAUUCGAUAUUAUGAUUUUUGUUUUGCUUUUUUAACACUAGACCAUGGGAAAAAACUGAAUCAUACACUUCUAGCGACUGGAUAUCAUGAGUCAUAUUUCUAAAAACAAUGCACAUCACAUGUCAGUCAGUCUUUCUGAGUUUUAUUUCAGCAGCAGCAUCAUUGCUAUCCUGCAUAUAGAAGUGUUAAAUAAAAUACUUAUUGAAGCUGUUCCUGAUCAUCAAGCUAGUGCUAUCUGAGUUCAAGAAUUAAAAUAAAAAUUAACUAUAAAUAAUGUAUUAACAAUAAUAUAUAAUAAUUAAAUAAUAAGAAUUAAUAAAACAUCUAUUCAGGAAUAAAAAAAUAUUAAAUAAUCUUGAAGGUCACCAGUGAGUGCUUUGUGGUCCCCAGUUACCUCAAAUUAUUGUGGAACAAUUUUCAUUUCUGCGAGUUGCCGGGGAUAACUAAUUAAUCCUGACGAUUUGGGUGUCACAGUUUGACAGCUUCCAUAAUGCAGGGCAAGAUGAAUCUAUUUCAGAAAAAGUAUUAUAUUCUGAUCUAACAGAAAGCCAAAAUCCAGUCCCACUAGCCUCUGUUCCAUUAAGAGCAACACACAACAGGGGCAUCUUGAUGUGUCAGCUUGUCAGGAUACAUCCCUGUCCUGUUUCCCAGCAUCGACUUGUGUUCUCGCUCCAGAAAAAGCAGCAAUGUUAUCACAUUCGCUCCUCAGAGAGGUACUUCUCAGCUACUGAUUUUGUCUGCAUGAUGUGUUCGGUGUGUGCUAUAAGCAAGAAAUUAUAUGACGCUCCAGCCAGUGUGUUGCAUUUUAUGUGUGGUUUGUCCAGUCUCUGUAGGUUUCAGGUCAGUCCCAUGCUUAAGACUUAUAGGAGCUGUAAUUCUGCAGUUAAGGCUAACAAAUCUUACCAGCAGGCAGUAGUUAGAUACCCAUUAUGCUUACAUUAUGGGCAGAAAACCUCAAUAUCAUGUUGGCUCAGCUUUUAAAAAAAACCUUUCUGCAAAAACACAUUGUGAAACACAGGCUAGUGGUACACAUGUAGUGUAAUGCUAAUUUCAACUUCUCUCAUUGACCUCCAGCAAAUGAUGCAAAUUAAGGAACUGUAACAUUGUAUUUGGAAACAAGUCUCUGGAACCCGGCAGCCUUCCUGUUCUGUCCUGUUACUAUUUUUGUUAGUUACAUGCAUUUCUCUAUACUGAGCUCAUUUUUUCAAAACUCUUCAUACAGUUCUCUUAAACAAUAUGCAGCUCGGCACAAUUGUUAAUCUCACUUCCAAAAUGCACUAAUGCAACUAAAAAACUUGAUAUUCAACUUUUGUAGCAUACCAUUUAAAACAUUUUUCCAAGAAAUCUUUGUCACUCAGAACGCAAUGACCUAAAAAAAAACACUUAACAAUGUAGCAUUACAACAUGUAUCACUAUUGUCUUCGACAAAGCUUUUAUGUUUUUACAUAAACCAAUUCCAUUACCACAAAAGGAAUGGCACCACCUGCAUGGAUUUUGCUACCUUAUAGUAUAUGUUUCAGAAAUUAAACUGAAAUGUUGCAAUAUGCUUCAGUUGUUUUUUUUACUAAAGUCAUUCCAGUAAUGCAAUACAAAACAAAUGUGUAUAUAUUCAUUAUACAUACAUGUAUAGGGCAGCCACAUAUAUAGAUACACAGAAGUACGCGUCUGUAUCUGGCCUCAUCCAGAUCACACCUUAUGUCUUUCAUAGAGGUCUUCCAGGAAUGAAAUGUAUUUGUAUUUUUAUUUCUUUUUGUUUUGGAUGUUGAUGCCGUAAAUUGCAUUCUAAUUUACAGUAAUGUCUUAUGUAUGUAAUUUUUUUUAUUUUUUACAAAUAGUAUGUAAGUGUGCAAAAUGGACUGUAAAUACACAGAUUUGGUGGUGGUUGAGGGUUUUUUUUGUGAAAUUUCAGAGGUUGAUUUAAUUUAAUGCAUUUUGCGUUAAACUAAAGUUAUCUACAGUUUUGUUGACAUCGACUGCUGAUGUGCUUUUGAAAAAUGAACACAGUAUUGAGAAAUGUGUGUAACCAAUUGUAAAAAAAAAAAAAAAAAAAAACACCUGUCAAUUCUGAGCCUUUAAUGAGGCGUAAGAGAGACAAGCGAUUGAACAGCCAGAAAUCUCAUCGCUUGGUCAACUCAUUGUCCCUCACAACCCAACAGUACACACCACAUUAUUGCUUCUGUGACAAAUCAGGAAUAAAUACAUUUCUUCACAUGAAA
This is a messenger RNA of Siniperca chuatsi (mandarin fish), 4637 nucleotides long. It is a transcript of the gene tm9sf2, whose product is annotated as transmembrane 9 superfamily member 2. Gene Ontology annotation, biological process: protein localization to membrane. Gene Ontology annotation, cellular component: membrane. The record is from RefSeq and is a predicted model, not a curated record. The transcript is spliced from 17 exons. Lineage: Eukaryota; Metazoa; Chordata; Actinopteri; Centrarchiformes; Sinipercidae. The coding region runs from base 155 to 2089 and encodes 644 amino acids.